Messenger RNA from Microsporum canis CBS 113480, 831 nucleotides. RefSeq names its product histone chaperone asf1. NCBI's taxonomy places the organism in Eukaryota, Fungi, Ascomycota, Eurotiomycetes, Onygenales, Arthrodermataceae. Bases 1 to 831 code for a protein of 276 amino acids. Gene Ontology annotation, molecular function: histone binding. Gene Ontology annotation, biological process: DNA replication-dependent chromatin assembly; nucleosome disassembly; nucleosome assembly. Gene Ontology annotation, cellular component: nucleus. The record is from RefSeq and is a predicted model, not a curated record. The transcript is spliced from 4 exons.
AUGUCAGUGGUUUCUUUGCUUGGUGUAAGGGUGGUGAACAAUCCUGCUCCCUUCACCGCCCCCUACGAGUUCGAGAUCACAUUUGAGUGUCUUGAGCAGUUACAGAAAGAUCUGGAAUGGAAACUGACCUACGUCGGUUCCGCGACCUCGUCUGAGUAUGAUCAGGAGCUGGAUUCGCUAUUAGUUGGGCCAAUUCCAGUCGGUGUGAAUAAGUUUAUAUUCGAGGCCGAUCCUCCAGAUCUGAAGAGAAUUCCCACUUCUGAGAUUUUGGGAGUCACGGUCAUUCUUCUUACGUGUAGCUACGACGGGAGAGAAUUUGUCCGUGUUGGCUACUACGUGAACAAUGAAUAUGACACGGAAGAGCUGAACGCAGAACCACCAGCCAAACCAAUUAUUGAGAGAGUUGUCCGUAAUGUACUGGCAAAGAAACCUCGAGUGACGCGAUUCGCAAUCAAAUGGGAUUCUGAAGAUUCUGCGCCAGCAGAAUACCCUCCAGACCAACCCGAUGUAGACGCCUUGGACGAUGACGGCGCAACUUAUGGCGCUGAGGAGGUAGAGCUCCAGGCCGCGCUUGAGAAAGAACUUGAGGAGCUCGACAGAGAGGACGCAAACAACGACGGCAUGGAUAUUGAGGGCCCCGCCGCCGACGACGGUAAUGCCGAUGAUGACGACGAUGAGGCUGGUAGUGAAGAUCUGGAGGAAGAGAGCAGUGAAAGCGAAGACGACGGUGACGAAGAUGUGGAAAUGGGCGAUGGAGAUCCAGCCGACAGCAACCAAUCUGACUCCAAGGCUGCUGGACAGCAACAGCAGUCCGAAGUCAUGGUCCAUUAA